Messenger RNA from Lichtheimia ornata, 1857 nucleotides. RefSeq lists its product as uncharacterized. NCBI's taxonomy places the organism in Eukaryota, Fungi, Mucoromycota, Mucoromycetes, Mucorales, Lichtheimiaceae. The transcript has 3 exons. Gene Ontology annotation, molecular function: protein serine/threonine kinase activity; ATP binding. Gene Ontology annotation, biological process: intracellular signal transduction; protein phosphorylation. The coding region runs from base 1 to 1857 and encodes 618 amino acids. The record is from RefSeq and is a predicted model, not a curated record.
AUGGAUCAUCAAUCACAACAGAGUUGGCGUUCGGUCUAUAACGAGCCAUCCCAAUCCGAUCAUGCUAAACGUCAAUUUGAGCAACAGCUGAGCUCUCGAAUGCAAUCGCUUAAUUUCGAAGAACCAGCCAAGAUUUUUCGUGAUAAGCAUGGUGUGCAUCAAUUUGAAAACAUUACUCCAGAUGUAUCUAUGCCUGGUACACCUAUCCAUGAACGUCAACAACCACCACUUGAUCAACACCAUCAUCAUCAUCCUCAUUUGGCACCCGAGACGCCACGUUCCAUGACCAAUGCAAGUGGUGGCAGUAGUGGUGGUGGUAGCGCAAAUGAGCAAUUACCAAAAGAAUCAAGCAAAGCAUCUACACCAGAGCCAACAACAGCUGAUGUGCCCGUUGUGCAAGUAACAGAUGAUAGUAUUAAGAGCACAGUGGGUAGUACAAGUUAUCAACAACAACAACCACAAACCUCUCGACCCUCUUCACGUACGUCAACACCAUCACCGCCGGGAACACCGUCGCAGUUUGUGUUUAGUAAGCCCCGGUAUAACAACCGGUAUAUGCAAACACAUUUUCAUCAUCAACAACCUGGCACAUCCAAUACCAAAAAGAAAAAGGAUACCCUCCUCCAUGAUUUAAAACGGUUGAUCAAAAAGCCUGACAAGAACCUACGUGAUAAUGGAGCCCAACAAUCACCACCACCACCUGCACCAGAUGAUACCCUAAGUAUUGCUUCGAGUCGUCAUUCAGGACUUUCUUUUGCGAAUGAAUUUAAUACCGAUCUGGAAGCACGUUAUGGGAAAUGGGGACGCUUUGUUGGAAAGGGUGCGGGUGGAUCUGUACGAUUGAUUAGGCGCCAUACGGAUGGAAAAACAUUUGCCGUCAAGCAAUUUCGGAAACGAGCACCCAAUGAAAAUGAAAAACAAUACGUCAAAAAGGUGACAGCCGAGUUUUGCAUUGGAUCGACAUUACACAAUCUCAAUGUGAUUGAGACAUUGGAUAUGGUACGAGAAGGAUCAGCAUUUUACGAGAUCAUGGAAUAUGCGCCCAAUGAUUUGUUCAAUAUUGUCAUGAGCGGACAAAUGUCACGCGACGAGAUUGCUUGUUGUUGGCGUCAAAUGCUUCAAGGCGUAGCCUACCUACAUGGCAUCGGGAUAGCGCAUCGCGAUCUUAAGCUGGAUAAUAUUGUGCUUGACGAGCGUGGUAUUGUCAAGCUCAUUGAUUUUGGAUGUGCUACCGUAUUCAAAUACCCCUAUGACAAGAAUGUGCACCUAAGUAAAGGUAUCUCUGGCUCGGAUCCUUACAUUGCACCUGAACAAUUUAUUCAAAAACAAUACGAUGCACGUAAAGCUGAUAUUUGGAGUUGUGCGGUGAUUUACAUUUGCAUGGUCAUUCGUCGCUUCCCUUGGCGCAUUGCUCACCCAGCAAAAGAUCAAUCCUUCAAGAAUUUCCAAACUCCCAGUUCACGAGGUGCAGCUCGUCUUUUAGGCCUCUUGCCACGGCAAGCACGACCCGUCAUAGCACAAAUCCUUGAACCUGAUCCCCACUUACGUGCCCUUGUAAACCAAGUCUUAGAGGAUGAGUGGGUCCAAAGUAUUGAAACUUGCCAAGCCGAUCAACCGGGUAAAGAUCACGUGCAUCAUUUGCUCGUCAAACCUACCAGUCAAGAUGUCCUAUCACGUGGCAAUAUCGUAUUACUCAAGAGCUCAUCCAGUGGUGGGGGUAGUGUUAGCUCUGUAGCAGAUCAACAACAACAAAAACGGGAUUCGCCAUCAUCACAACAGUCUUCAACAAGACCUUCAACUACAACAUCAACUGCCCAUGUACAGAGUGGUGGCGUAAAGCAGCAGUAUCAGCGGUAG